This is a messenger RNA of Alternaria atra, 873 nucleotides long. RefSeq lists its product as uncharacterized. Bases 1 to 873 code for a protein of 290 amino acids. The record is from RefSeq and is a predicted model, not a curated record. The transcript has a single exon. NCBI's taxonomy places the organism in Eukaryota, Fungi, Ascomycota, Dothideomycetes, Pleosporales, Pleosporaceae.
AUGGCAGCCCAAGCACCAGCACCAGCGCUAUACAAGAACAUCAUCAUCUCUGGCGGAGCCCGAGGUAUUGGUCGAGCAUUAACUCGGAUGAUGCUCGAAGCUGGCCAUCACGCCUACAUUUUCGAUAUCGAUGAAGAAGAGCUCGAGCAUACUACCAAGGUUCACCUUAGGCAGUACUACGCCGACGGUAGACUUGGUUCGGCGAUCUGCGACCUUCGCGACGUCGAAGACAUCCGUGCCAAAGUCAAAGAGGCGGCCAAGUUCUUUAAUGAUCGCAUUGAUGUCCUAAUAAAUAACGGUGGUAUCGCAAGCCCGCAGUGGAAGGAUGGCAAGACCAUGGAGGACCCCUCGACUAUCGAUGAAUGGAAAGCAUACAUCGACACCAAUCUUACUGGUCCCUUCGCCAUGUCUCAAGCUUGCAUCCCGUAUAUGAAAGCCCGAGCAUCUGAUGUCGAACACGGCGCGCACAUUCAAAAUGCGAACAACUCCAGCCCGGCAGGUCCAUGCAUCAUCCACAUUGGCUCCUUCCGUGCGCAUCAGUCCGACCCAAAUCAGGAGGGCUAUGCUUCAAGCAAGUCGGGUCAGCUUGGUUUGAUGCACUCGAUGGCGAUCAGCCUAGGCAGCCUGGGUAUUCGAGUCAAUCUCAUUGCACCUGGACGCAUCAAGGUCGCACACGAGAGCAAGGAAGGUGACGAGAACGGUGCAGACUGGGCAGGUCAGAUCAGUGAGAAGGAUGUGUCUGACCACCCGACAAAUAGAGCUGGAAGGCCAAAGGACAUUGCCGAUGCUGCACUGUAUCUCAUCGAGGCAGGUUUCGUUACUGGACAGGAUAUCACUGUCGACGGAGGAGCAUUGAGGAAGAAGAAUGCUUAA